Harpia harpyja (harpy eagle) is the source of this 1630-nucleotide messenger RNA. It is a transcript of the gene SLA2, whose product is annotated as Src like adaptor 2. Bases 22 to 954 code for a protein of 310 amino acids. NCBI's taxonomy places the organism in Eukaryota, Metazoa, Chordata, Aves, Accipitriformes, Accipitridae. The record is from RefSeq and is a predicted model, not a curated record. The transcript is spliced from 6 exons. Gene Ontology annotation, molecular function: protein binding.
GGCGCAUGCUGACACUGAGGGAUGGGGAGCCUGCCCAGCCGGGAGAAGCCGCUCAGUAUCCCACAAGCAGUUGCCAAUAUGGUGCAGCCCCCGCCGCCCAUGCAGGCAGACCCCAGCAGCUUCCUGGCUCUGGCCCUCUGCGACUUCCCUGCCGGCGCAGGGGCAGCCACCGUCCUGAGGAUGGGAGAGCAACUCCGUGUCCUCUCUGAGGAUGGAGAGUGGUGGCUGGUGGCAUCCGAGGUGUCUGGCAAAGAGUGCCACAUCCCCAGCAGCUGCGUGGCCAAGGUCAGGCACAGGUGGCUGUAUGAGGGCGUCAGCCGGCAGAAGGCAGAGGAGCUGCUGCUCCGGCCAGGCAACCGCAGCGGGUCCUUCCUGAUACGGGAGAGCCAGACCAGGCAAGGCUGCUACUCACUGUCGGUGCGCCGCAGCGAGCGUGCCUCCUGGGACUCGGUGACACACUACCGCAUCUACCGCCUGGAGAACGGCUGGCUCUACAUCUCACCCCGCCUCACCUUCCCCAGCCUACACGACCUGGUGGACCACUACUCUGGUAAUGCUCCUCCAGGCCACUGGGGGGGAUGCCCUGUGCCCUGCAGCAAGGGAGGGAGAGGGGAAAGGUGCCCCUGGGGUUGGGGUGCAGGUGGGGGCACCCUGCUGACGCUGCCUGCUCCCUGCCCAGAGUUUGGAGAGGGGCUGUGCUGCCUCCUCAGGGAGCCCUGCUCCAUGGAAGGGGCAAGGGUGGCCCCGGUCUCCACCACACCCACUGUCAUGAAGCCAUCACUCAACUGGGACAAGAUUGACAGCUCCCUCCUGCUCUCAGAGGCCACAUCCCCACCAGAGGAGGACUCUCCCAUCAGCCUGGGCCUGCGGGAAGCCAUCAGCUCCUACCUUCUCCUGACAGAGGCAGCCACCCCCAAGCAGAGCCCUGCAGGGAAGGGGGCAAAGAACAGCUGAGGGCAGGGCCCCAUUUGGCCACAGCCCCAUGGCAGACACCCAGCCCUCGUUACAUCACUCGCCUGGUUUCAGCCACAAUCACUGUUGAUGCCCUGGGAGCCAGGCACCCAGGGGCAUGGCCUGGACAUGGGACAGCUGAGACAAAGGUGGGGAGGGGCAGGCACCAACACUGGAGGAAAGGGCUGCCCAAGGGCCCAUCCUCCCCAAAGCUGGGUGCUUUAGGACAUGAUGUUUGUGCACCCCAAGCGUCACCCCCGCACCCAUGGGAGAAGGCAGAGGCUGUACACAGGAGCCCUGCCUGCCCCACAGGCUGCAGUGGUGCCCCACCGCAUCUCCACCCCCACAGCAGCAGGGAAAUGGGAUGCAAAUACCCAACAAGCCAAAGCCUGGCCCAGGUGGGAGAACAGCCUGACCCUGUCAGACCCUGCAAGUUCAUGCACAAACUUUGGGGGGGGGUGUCUGUGCAGGACAGGAUCUGUGAGCAGCAGCUGCAGACCCUCAUGCUCUCACCCACCCAUAACUCAGCCCUCUGCUUAUUGGGACCAGCACAGCAGCAGCCAGGAGGAAACCAGCCCCUCACGGCACCCCAAGUAGCUGAUUUUUAAACCUUUAAACAUAUGGAUUGUACUGGUUUUAAGGUCCAUAAAACACGAUCCUGCUAGACACACAGCAAUAA